UAGGGGAGGACUUUGUAGAGUAGGGUAGAUGGUUGGACUUGAUGAUCCCAAGGGUCUCUUCCAACCUAGACGAUUCUAUGAUUCUAUGAUUAGUGUCAGUAUUGGAGAGUCAUGGGGCAACAUGAGCAUGGGGCCAUUUCUUGGCAGACUCCGUUAGCCAAGUUGUGGCUUCUCUUGCCCCCUCUCUGUGAAAUGUGGUUCAGGCAAAGAGAGUGGCAUUGGGCCUUAGUCCACGGCUGCGUGUGCUGGCUGGCAGGCAGGCUCUGCCCAAAGGAGGGCUCGGAAUUCCUCUUGGAGUGGCUGAUCUGAAAAGAAAAUGCUCAGCGCUGCUUCUCGCUUUGCAGGGGGGGCUGCCUCUACCUGUUGUGUCUCAUGUAUUUUGUCCUCCUGGAGUCUGAGUUCUUGUGACUCGGAGUCCAUCACCACUGGUGACGCUUGCAGUGAAAUAACAGGAUGUUGGCCUAUAAUCCAUUUUCCGUCCAUCGUCUGGGGGGGGCAGGAACUUUCCAGAGAAAUUGCAGCUAGCCAGAGCUAGCGAUCUUCACAAGUUUAUACAGUUUUAAAUGCAGAAUUGGUUACAGCCUUUCUAAUUUGAAAUUUUCCUAUGUUUCAGUCUCAAGAGAUUAAAGCAGCAUCUUAUUUUUUGUUGGAAGAGCACCGCCUGGUUAUCUGUAAUAGCAAUUUUUAUUCCCUCUACCUUGUUUCUCUUGCUUCUUUGUGCUGUUAGCCAAAUCCUGUGAAUUGAGGAGCGUGGCUUUCUGUGUAGAGGCAUUUGUGAGAGGAGAGGGGUAACGUUGUGUUCAUCCACAGCCUCUGGAUUUCACCAGGCCAAGCGUGGUACCCAACACAGGACUGAAAAUAGCUGUGAGGUUCCUGUGUAGUCGGUUGGGAGAGGUAGGUAUCUCCCAACUCCUCCCACUGGUGACAGAGAGGCGGGCAGCUGUGUUCCUAACCUAAAUGCCAACGUGAGUCCUGUUGCUUCCUGGCCAAGGUCACAAGUCUGGGGAGGAAUCCUCAAAGGCAGCUGAAACUGCAGCACCUCCAGUGACAGACUUGUGAUGGGCCCUAAUGCGAGGUCAGGGGUGUGGGACAGGAGCACAGCAGGAGGAGGAGGAGGUGCUGCUUUUCUCUCUAAGCCAUUUGCUGUCUCUGUAUUUAGUGCUGGGUUUUUUAUUAUUUUGAUUGUUGAGGUUUUGUUUUCUUGUUGUUUAGUUUUUUUGAGAGGCCGGCUGGAUGCAUCAGAAGGCUGUUUUUGUAAAGGAAAAAGGAAAUUUAGGUGUGGGAAAGAGACAUGAAACUUAUUAAAAAUCUUUUGCAAUUUUAGAUUUUGGGCAAAGCCUUGUUGAGUGUUGAUUCCAGCUGCUAGUGCAGCUGAAUACUUUGCAGAUACAAGCUUCCUGGUGCAGCUCUGGCCCUUGCAUAGGGACCUGUGUCCCCUGUUGGGAGGGUCUAGAAUUACAAGGAUUUUCAACUAAGAGCUCUACAUUGCUAUAUGACUUCUACUGCAAAGUAAAUACUUGAUGCUUCUCCUAACUACAGGGUUUUUUUGGAGGUACAUAGGUAUUCACAGCAUGCAAAAAUGCAGCAAAUCUGUUAGACAAGCAUGCUGAAGUAGAGAAAGAAGUAAAAAGAAGAAAUCAUAGGGAAAAUUUUAUUAAACACCUUCACUUCAGAGCAAUGAAGUAAAAUUGCUAAGUGAGUGGUACAUUUUGUAGAAAUGUAUUCUGAGUGAGUUCUGUUUCAACUAAUAAGUCUAAUCUUCAAAAUACUAUCUCUUGCUAAGAAAUCAGCUGAACGCCUGAUCUUCCAAGGAAAUAAACCUAUUUCAGGAACAGCAGUGUGUGCUGAUACUGGUGACAUGGUAGUGUUUGAGGGAGAGGUUUCUAGAGAAGGGUUUCAAGUUUCUCUGGGUUCAAUUUAGUGUUCAAAAAUAACUGAGGAUGAUCACAAUUAGGAUUAAAAACAUAAAGCAGUCAUAGUUUACCUUGAGAUCUGCUAAAGUAGGAAGCCAAAAAGGGGGAGUAGUUUGUGCUGUGAUGGUUAAGUGGCUUUAUAUGUGCAAAACAUCAGACUUGGUUGCUGUUUGACAGUGAAAUUGUGAUGCCUGACAUCCUGUAUUCCAGUCAGAUUAUUUUUUUUUCAGUCAAACGUUGAUUAUUCCCACCCUGUUAAUCAAGGAUUGGGGAAUGAGUCACACAAAGCAAACUAUGUGCUAGAAGUAAAAAGAUAAUUUGGUUAAAAAGGCUUGAUGCAAAAUUGGAGAUCUCAGGUUGGGAGGAACCUCAGGAUGUCUCUGGUCCCACCUGCCACUUACCACAGCGGCAUUCAACAGAGUUUGCAUCACGUUGCUCAGGGCUUUCUCCAGUCACGUCUGGACAGGCUGGAGAAGGGGGACCAUGUGAAUCUCAUGAAGUCCAACGUGGCCAAGUGCAGGAUCCUGCACCAAGGUCAGGGCAACCCCCGGUACCAGCCCAGGGUGGGGAUGGAGAGCAGCCCGGCUCAGAAGGGCAUCAGCCCCAGAAUUUCAGAAGGCGUUUGAGUUCAUUAAGGCGUAGUGUCACAGCAAGCACCAAAAGUGUGAGAUCAAGUGAAAUAUUCUUGAGAAUUUUAGUUUUUAAGGAAUGAACUUGUUCAUAUAGACAUUUUAGCCCGUUAUGUUAUCUUGCCAAAAUGUAUCUGGAGGUCAGCCAUCAGCCAAAAAGAAACCACCUGCAGGAGCUAUAAAUGAGUGCAAAGACCUCAGGCUAACAGUGCUUGUGAUGCUUUUUGCUCUAGCAUAAGACCAGAAAUAUCCACCUCAGAUUCCUCAGGGUUAUUACGAGGUGUACAACUCUGAUUAAAUAUGUGUUUGGGAGUCUCUCCAAACAUGACUUUUAAUGUGGUCCAAUUUUGAAGCUACUCUUUCAUAAGACAGUUGCUGAGGUUUACGGGUGUGUGUCUUGUAGUGUUUAGGGGAGAUCAGAGCCAGCAAAUAGUCAUCUUACAAGUCUUUAUCAGAGGCAAAUAUAAGCUGUCUUUAAAUAUUUGUGUCUUUACUUAAAGACAGUAGGAGCUGUGAUGAGAGUUUUAAAGGAAGGCUUCCUGAGGGAGGGCCCUGGGCUCUGUCCUGUCUGUCUCAGGCCGCGCUGCAGAGCUGUGCGAGGCCGUGGCUUCCCUGUGAGCAGAUGGGGCAGUUACGCUAUUCAACAUUCUGCAACAGAGAGGAGUGUGAAUUCAUGACAGGAUUUAUGCUGUUUAUUACUAUUAAAGGAUUGCUAUGGGUGUUUCAGAUCCCAAAGAGGAGAAGGAAGAGGAGGAAGUCUCCAGUGUCCUCACCCAUGGCUCUGCUGUCAGCAGGCCCAGCAGAAGCUGGCGCAGCAGCAGGUCAGCUGGGGUGGCCCGGCAGCGUGAUGCCGAGAACUCCCGUGCCUCCAGAUCCAAGACUGGUACCCUGCAGCUCAUCUGCAAGUCGGAGCCAAAUACGGACCAGAUCGAGUACGAGGUCACAGAAGAGCAUCAGUCUCCAGCUGGAAUCAGCAGUGAUGAUGAGGAGGAGAUGCUCAUCAGUGAGGAAGAAGUUCCCUUCAAAGAUGAUCCAAGAGAUGAAACCUACAAGCCCCACCUAGAAAAGGAAGCACCAAAACAGAGGAGAAAAGCUAGCAAGGGGAAGGAGGAAAAAGAGAAACAGAAGGAAAUUAAAGUAGAAGUGAAAGAAGAGAGUGAGUUUCAGGAAGAUGAAGAACAACCAAGGAAGAGGGGAAGGAGGAGAAAGGAUGACAAGAGCCCAAGGGUGCCCAAGAGGAGGAAGAAGCCUCCAAUACAGUAUGUCCGCUGUGAGAUGGAAGGCUGCGGCACAGUCUUGGCUCACCCGCGUUACCUGCAGCAUCACAUAAAGUACCAGCACUUGCUGAAGAAAAAAUACGUGUGUCCUCAUCCCUCCUGUGGUCGGCUCUUCCGACUCCAGAAGCAGCUCCUGCGUCAUGCCAAACACCACACAGAUCAAAGGGAUUACAUCUGUGAGUACUGUGCCCGGGCGUUUAAGAGUUCUCAUAACUUGGCGGUGCACCGAAUGAUCCAUACAGGCGAGAAGCCCUUGCAGUGUGAGAUCUGUGGAUUCACCUGCCGGCAGAAGGCUUCCCUCAACUGGCACAUGAAGAAGCAUGAUGCAGACUCCUUCUACCAGUUCUCCUGCAACAUUUGUGGCAAGAAAUUUGAGAAGAAGGACAGCGUCGUGGCCCACAAAGCCAAGAGCCACCCCGAAGUGCUUAUUGCUGAAGCGCUGGCUGCCAAUGCGGGUGCCCUGAUCACCAGCACCGACAUUCUGGGCACUAAUCCUGAGGCCAUUGCGCCACCCACUGAUGGCCAGGGCCUCCCCCUUCUUCCUGACCCCCUGGGAAGCACUGCCCCAGCAGAUUGUCUGCUGCUGAACCCCGAGGGGAUGCCGAAGACAUACUGCAGUGGUGCGGAGCGUGUCAGCCUGGUGGCUGAUGGCAAGCUCUUUGUGGGCAGUGGCAGCAGUACAAACCCAGAGGGGCUGGUCAUGAACACGGAGAUCCUGGGAGCCACCACAGAGGUGCUCAUCGAAGAUUCAGACUCCACUGGACCCUAGUGGGUGGGGAGCACGUGGGUGCUGGGACAGUUUGGACUCUGUAUUUAAAAGAAAAGAAAAAAGGAAAAAAAAAAAAAGAGGAGACACUUACUGAAAGAGAGAAAACUUACAAUACUAGUAAAUAACCGAAGGGUCUGCUCCCUUCCAGUGUGGAUCACAGCACAUCCUCUCCCAACCACUUCUCUCUCUCCUACUGCUCCUUUGUAGAAAGGGGCACAUGCUGCCAUUACCAGAGCAAGUUGGACUGAGCGACAGAUUUCUCCAAGGGAGCGGGGCCUGCUGAAACCCUUUGCUCAACCCCAAAGCAGAUGCCUUUCUGGCUCCUUGACGUGGCCCCACUCGCAAACGAGAAAGCAUUUGCUGUGCUCUGGACAAGUUUCUUAGGACUCCCUCUGGCCCCUGGUCCCAACUUCUAUGCAUCGCUGCACUCCAGUCCUUGCAGUCUCAUUCUUCCUACGGGGCUGGGGGUUUGGCUUGGCACUUUAGCCCCCCUCGGCAGGGCGGGCUGUGAAGCCAUGCACGUCCUGCUCCCUGCCGUGCUCCUCCGCUCGGCUCUGGCAGGAGCUGAGGGAACGCCCUGGCUCAUAGAUCAUGUUUGCUUGGAGAGGCCCGGGGGCUACGGGAGCCCUGCGUGGGAGAGGCGAGGAGGAGCAUCCCAGUUUGACGACAGUAAUUUGCACUUUGAACAUGUUUCGUUUUUGUGUUGUGGUAACAAGAUUCCUUAUUUAUUGAUUAAAAAAGGGUCGGUAUUUUUAAGUUAUGUUCUUAGGGGGUGUGGGUGGAAGGGGUUCACGCUGUUUCCCGGUAGGCUCCUCCGCACUAGCGAGCUGCAGGGAGUACGCUGUGCCAUCGUAACAGCAGCUGGGAGAGCUGAGGUGAAGGCAGCCCUCUGGAGUCAGAUGUCUCUUGCAGCUUUUCCUGAGUAGAGGGAGAAGAGCCUGUUUGCAGUGGGAGUCUCUGCAGCGGUGUUUUGGCAGGAGGAUGAGGUGAGUGGUGGAAGAGCCAGCUGUUGUCUCCCUCCCAGGUUGGGGCAAGCUCCUUGCAUUCAGUGCUCUUUUUGCCGCCUCCUUGCUCUCCAGCCUUUCUGGGAAGAAUACCAUUAGUCAGGAACUUUUUCUGGUGACUUAGGACAGUUGUGACCUGCUUUCUGCUGGGGGAUGUUGUGCUCCUCAUCCAACUCUGCCUCUCCAGCUCUAGACAGAGAUACAGAAGCAGGAUGUGGUUGUCUCAGGCUUGUUUAUCCAAGGCAAUAGACUGACGCAGGACUAAGGGGCUGUCAGCUUCUCUCCCUGCCCCUGUUUUGGGCUGAGGGUGUUGUGCAGCCCUGUUCUCAAAGCUUCUCUUCUGUGCAAACACCCCUGCUUUCGGUGAAAUGUGGCAGUUCAGGUGUUGCCUGCUGGUGCAGUGAGGACAGCUCUGAGCCCUUGGAAAAGUUUACAUAGGGUACGAUGUGUCUGCUAUGGAGACUUGAAUCUUUUUGCUCCUAUCUGAAACUUUGUGUGGAAAUUCAGUGGCCUUGAAUUCAUAGUGUUUUUGGAAGAAGAGAAGAAUAACCUGGGCUUUUUGUUUGUUUGCUUGUUUUUUUGGUUGGGAUUAUGUGGUUGGGAGCAGAGCUGAAGUAUCUUGUCCGAGCACAAGAUCAGCUAAAUUGGUCUGUAGCACACAGCAGCUAGGCAAAAUUGGUUGUCUGGGGUCUGGAGAAUGGCAAUAAAACAUGGAAUUUAAUUGGAAGCUUUUUACAGUAAACUGACUCGAGCACUCUGUCCCCUUGUGCUGCCUGGAAAUCCAGCUGUGGCUCGAGCCUCACGGCUUUUAUUGGGCUAUUUGUCCUGAUUUGCCCCAUCCCUUCCCCCCUUACACGGGUACCUUUGUCAGAGCAAGUUGAAACACUUCUGGUGUUGGGGCGGUUCCUGGCAGAACAGAUUGCAACUCCGGUGUCUUGUGCCCUGGGUGUGGGCAUCCCACAUUCAUGCUCUGUGGCAGUGGCGAGGCUCCACCAGCCUCUGCUGGAGAUGAGGACGAGGGCCCAGGUACCCGAGCGUGGGUCUCCGGGGACAGUGCCUGUCAGGUCUGUGGUGGUACAGUGUUGAACCAAACCAGCUUCUUCAGUUCCCGUGUUCCAAUUUCUUGGAUCAAAUUACUGUGAUUUCCAGCAGGAAGCUUUUGGGUGGCCCGCCGGUCCCCUCCCCUUGCAAACUAAAGAGCAGCAGCACAAUGAGACAUGUUCAAACCCAACUCGGAUGUUUUCACCCCCUGAGCAGUGCAGGUCUUCUGGCUGAGCCACGCUGUGUGGCGGCGUGUCCCCUGGCCCAGCAUCCCGGCUGUCGGUGGCAGAUACGCUCCUGUGGUGCUGGUCAGCCAUGUUGUCCCCACGCUUGCUGCACACCACGCUGCUGGAGCUGUUUCUCGUGCCCUGCCCUGUGGGGGUGCGGAGUGAGCAGAGCCUUGCACAGAACACUAAUCGGAGAGCUCGGGGUUUUAUUUUCUGAGGGAUGGCACUAAAAUGCUUUUGGGUGAAGGGCUUGCUCCCCUCCAGUGACACAACACUUGGCACCUGGCUGGGAGGCAGGGGAGGCUGCCUUGUCCUGCGUCUUCCCCAACUGAGCCCAGCAAUGAGUUUGCCAUUGGCCACGUUCCUGGGACGCAGAAUCAAGCAGCUCAUUUGCUUCCCGGCCUGGAUGCCUCUGAUCCCUGCCUUGUCCUUCCAUGCAAUACAUGCCUCUUGUAGCUCUCCUUUUUCUUUUUCUGGUCUCGGCCAGUUUCCUGUCUGUCCUUUAACCACAGCCUGCUAACUAACCCCGGUGCAGGAGAGACUGGUGCAGCUCCCUUCCCGCUCCUGUUUGAAAGCCUAAAACUGACACAGCCCUCCUGCAGCUCCUCCUCCCCUCGAUGUCUCCUUCACUCGCAUGCAGUUUGCUUCAAUAAAUUAUUGUAGUAGUUUGCAAUAAACUUUUUUGUAUUUUUUUUC
This is a messenger RNA of Calidris pugnax (ruff), 7556 nucleotides long. It is a transcript of the gene ZFP91, whose product is annotated as ZFP91 zinc finger protein. Gene Ontology annotation, biological process: regulation of transcription by RNA polymerase II. NCBI's taxonomy places the organism in Eukaryota, Metazoa, Chordata, Aves, Charadriiformes, Scolopacidae. The transcript has 9 exons. The coding region runs from base 3257 to 4588 and encodes 443 amino acids. Gene Ontology annotation, molecular function: transcription coregulator activity. The record is from RefSeq and is a predicted model, not a curated record. Gene Ontology annotation, cellular component: nucleus.